Messenger RNA from Chionomys nivalis (European snow vole), 647 nucleotides. Its product is annotated as cytochrome c oxidase assembly protein COX16 homolog, mitochondrial-like. The transcript is spliced from 2 exons. The coding region runs from base 1 to 606 and encodes 201 amino acids. The record is from RefSeq and is a predicted model, not a curated record. Gene Ontology annotation, biological process: mitochondrial respiratory chain complex IV assembly. NCBI's taxonomy places the organism in Eukaryota, Metazoa, Chordata, Mammalia, Rodentia, Cricetidae. Gene Ontology annotation, cellular component: mitochondrial inner membrane.
AUGGCACCAGAGGAAGAUAAUAAAAAAGAUGAAUUUGAUGCAGUCACCACUGAAGUGAAUGCUGAGGGCAUGGCCCCUGAGGGCUUUAAUUCUGGUAUGAGCCUUUCUGAUAACAUGGCACCUAAAAGGGAAAGCUGGGGACUUGCGGAGGCCUACCGGGCAAGGACUCCGCGCCCAAAGCUAGUGCUCAGUCUACAAUUUCGCUUGAGAGGCGGGCAAGGCCGCUGGACUCCAGGGAUCCCUCUGGGCCGCUCCAAAGGAGCAAAGCCGGCCGCAGCUUCUGCCACGGUUGGGCCCGCUGUGCUGCGCGCUAUGUGCAAGAACAAGACCCUUGGCUACGGAGUCCCCAUGUUGUUGCUGGUUGUUGGAGGUUCCUUUGGGCUGCGUGAAUUUUCACAGAUUCGAUAUGAUGCUGUGAAGAUUAAGGUAGAUCCCGAAUUGGAAAAAAAGUUGAAAGGAAAUAAAAUAACUUUAGAGUCAGAAUAUGAGAAAAUAAGGGACUCCACUUUUGAAGACUGGAAGAAUAUUCGAGACCCGAGGCCCUGGGAAGAUCCUGAACUCCUCCAAGGACAAAACCCAGAAACUCAUAAGCCUAAGGCAGCCUGACUGUGCUCAGCUUUUCAAUAAAAUGUCCUCACCUGGCCCUG